AUGGGAUUGGCUUCGCUCAAGCCACACACGGUCAACUCCGGCGAUCAUCAAGAGUCACCCUUCAUGAUGUGCAACGCCAAGCUCAUGGCGACCUUCGCCAGCCUCCUCGCUUUGGCGAGCGCCGGCCCCAGCGUGCAGCUUGACAACGGCGUCACGGUCCAGGGCCGGAUCGCCCCCGAUGCACCACAGGUCGCCGAGUUCCUGGGCAUCCCGUACGCCGCGCCGCCUUUGGACGACCUGCGUUGGGAGCCGCCGCAGCCCUACGUCGCACCGCAGUCCUUCGCCAACGGCGCCGUGCUCAACGCUACCGCUCUGCCCCCUUCGUGCUGGCAGUACAUCUCCGUCAUACCGGCCAUUCAGCGUGUCGAUGUCCCCGAGUUCAUGAUCGGCGACGCCGGUAUGGACGAGGACUGCCUCACCGCCAGCUUCUGGGUUCCCUCCGACGCUGUCCCUGCCGGCAAUCAGACCGAGGGAGAAGGAAAAGGAGGCCUGCCCGUCGUCAUCUGGUUCUACGGUGGCGGCUUCGAGACGGGCGGCACCGACGUGCCUUACCAGAUGCCCCAGAAAUGGGUCCAGCACUCACAGUCGCACAUCUUCGUCACCUUCAACUACCGCAUGGCGCUCUUUGGCUUCCCCAACUCGGCCGCGCUCGAGGAGCAAAACUUGGGCCUGAUGGACCAGCGCUUGGCCGUCGAGUGGAUACGCGACAACGUCGCCAAGUUCGGCGGCGACCCUGAGCGCAUGACCAUCUGGGGCCAGUCGGCCGGCGCCAUCGCCGUCGACUACUGGAACUUCGCGUACACCGAGGACCCCAUCGUCAAGGCCUUCAUCAUGGACUCGGGCACGGCGCACCUGGAUCAGCUGAUGAACCACGACACCAGCCACUCCAACUUCACCUUCGUCGCCCAGCAGCUCGGCUGCGGCAACCUGACGGACGCCCGCGCCGAGCUGACGUGCAUGCGCAAGCUUCCUGCUGAGAAGCUUGAAAACUUUUACGCCGUCUACAAGGACUCGCAGGUCGUGCCCACGAUCGGCUUCUCUCCCCAGAUCGACAACAAAAUCGUCUUUGCCAACUACACGGAGAAGGCUGCCCGUGGCGAGAUGUCUGACCUGCCUGCCAUCAUUGGCUUCAACGCUGCAGAGGGCCUCUUCCUCGCGCCUUACAACGUGAACGGCCCCGACCCCGCCAUUUCUGAAAGUUUGUCUUACAACUACUUCUGGUGCUCUACGACGAAGACUACCAAUGAGCGCCUGGCCGCGGGCAGAACCACUUACCGUUACUUCCACGAGGCUGUCUUUAACAACACCUCUCCCCGCCCGUGGAUGGGCGCCUACCACGGCAGCGAGCUUCCCCUGAUCUUCGGCACCCACGCCGAUUUCCGCGGCAACUCGACUCCCUUCGAGUACGAGCUGAGCCGCACAAUGAUGGACGCAUACACCGCCUUCAUCAAGGACCCGGCAGCGGGUCUGGGAGCCAUCGGCUGGCCCGCUUACACGGCGGAUAGCCGCCUGGUCCGCAGCUACGGCGAGAAUGACACUGUCUUGACCACCGUCCGGACGCUGUCUACCAUCGAGGAGAACUGCGCGAAAAUGAGACUUUUGUAA
Colletotrichum graminicola M1.001 is the source of this 1605-nucleotide messenger RNA. Its product is annotated as carboxylesterase. Lineage: Eukaryota; Fungi; Ascomycota; Sordariomycetes; Glomerellales; Glomerellaceae. The transcript is spliced from 3 exons. The record is from RefSeq and is a predicted model, not a curated record. Bases 1 to 1605 code for a protein of 534 amino acids.